Spodoptera exigua (beet armyworm) is the source of this 795-nucleotide messenger RNA. NCBI's taxonomy places the organism in Eukaryota, Metazoa, Arthropoda, Insecta, Lepidoptera, Noctuidae. The record is from the annotation of a GenBank genome assembly.
AUGUUAAAUAAUGUAUUGCUUUCUUCGGACGUCGCGCUAGUUUGUGUUCAACAUGCCUUAUCCACCGAAAAAGAAGAAAUUAUGGGUCUUCUUAUCGGGGAGGUACACAACAAAGGUACAAUGGUAUCGAUAGUGUCUUCUGUAAUAUUGCGACGCUUAGAUAAAAAGCCCGAUCGUGUUGAAAUAUCUGAAGAGCAGUUAGUGCAAGCUACAAUGCGUGCUGAAGAAUUAGCAGCUGAAGUUAACAGACCACUAAGGGUAGUAGGGUGGUACCACUCCCACCCUCACAUUACCGUAUGGCCUUCACAUGUUGAUCUUGCUACACAGUCAAUGUAUCAGAGAAUGGAUAGCAGCUUUGUUGGAAUUAUAUUUGCAGUGUUCCUUUCUGACCAGACAACAAAGGCUCCUUCGAUUCAAAUAACCUGUUUCCAAUCUGUAAAUGAUGGAUCAAAUCAGAGCAGAAAGGAAAUUAAAAUGGAAGUGGUAAAUAAUAAUGACCCUUUAUUGUCAAACAAUUUUGAGACAUUGACACAACUGCCUGCAAUACUAAAGGAGGAGGAAGAUGAGGCUUUUGGCAGUAAAGCUGAAGCAAAUGAUAUUGAUGAUAUAAUAAAUAGACAACAUAAUGCAGCAGUUAGAACUAUAGCAAUUGGGCAUAUAGUUGAUAAGAUGUCAAGACCAAUGUUGGAAGGUCUUGUAGCAAGAAAUAAUCUAAAUAUGGUUCGUCUGAAAGCACUAAAAAGACAACACCAGGAAAUGAUGGCUAAGCUGGAAAAUAUGUCUUGCAAUGUUUAA